AUGGCAGUUGAACCGAUCAAUCCAUCUGAACUACCAAAAAUGCUCGAUGGGCUCAGAAAGGUGAAUAAAUCGUAUCCACUGCUUACGACUCGUGUCGAGGAAUCUGGCGAGCAUGUGAUGUUGGGAACUGGAGAGCUGUAUAUGGACUGUGUUAUGCAUGAUAUGAGAAAGGUGUUCUCAGAAAUCGACAUCAAAGUGGCAGAUCCUGUGGUGUCGUUCUGUGAGACGGUCGUUGAAACAUCCUCACUCAAGUGCUUCGCAGAAACACCGAACAAAAAGAAUAAACUAACGAUGAUUGCGGAGCCGUUAGAGAAGGGUUUGGCAGAGGAUAUCGAAGGUGAAGUGGUGCAAAUUGGUUGGAAUAGGAAACGGUUAGGUGAGUUCUUCCAAACGAAAUACGAUUGGGAUUUGUUAGCGGCGCGAAGUAUCUGGGCGUUCGGGCCGGAUACUACGGGGCCGAAUGUUUUGUUGGAUGAUACGCUGCCAUCGGAAGUUGAUAAGCAGUUGCUGGGCAGUGUGCGUGAAUCUCUCGUUCAAGGAUUCCAGUGGGCCACUCGUGAAGGACCGUUGUGCGAAGAACGUUCGUUUUUCUGUGGAAAUUUUUUUCACUUCUUGCAUUUAUGUGAUUUGUUAGGCAGCUUGGUGAAGUUUCAAAUGUGA
Anisakis simplex (herring worm) is the source of this 660-nucleotide messenger RNA. Lineage: Eukaryota; Metazoa; Nematoda; Chromadorea; Rhabditida; Anisakidae. The record is from the annotation of a GenBank genome assembly.